AUGCUGUACGUACUACAAUCUUUGGUCAUUUGUUUCCCUGUAGUGGACAAGCAAUUCACACAAUUCUAUUGGGAUAUUUUAAAUAAUCGUUAUAAAUUAAGAAAAUCAAAAAAUUUAACUACAAAAUCUGGUGUAAAAAUCAAUGUUUCCAAAUUGGAUCAUACAACACAUUCUGGACCUUGUUCAUUUAUGAUUUAUUCAAAAUCUGCUUAUUCCAAUCGUUUGAUCAAUGCAGCUGGACGUUUGUUCUGUUUGAAAAAUACAAAUUCUACCACUAUACACAGUACACCGAUGAAUAAAUUGGCUAACAAUCAAUUCCCAAUGACGACAACACCAACCACAACUGCAACGAAACAAUUCUGUUUUCCAUUCAAAGAUUCUACAGGUCAAUUACAAAAAUCAUUACAUCGAGAUGAAUCGAUUCGUUCAUCAUUUUAUCAGAAAAUCAAUGAGACACCUGAUCAAGUGACAAAUGUGGAAACAAAUUGUGAUCAGUCGAUGAAUCUAACACCAAUCGUAACAUUUACUGAUUCAUCAGACGAAAAACUAAUCAAAUCGAAAGAUGUGAAAUUUUCAUCUUAUUCCAAAGUUGAUGUACAUAAUGACAUGGAAAAACUUCUAACGGAUGAUAUAAACUAUAUGAAUCGACAUAAAACUCUACGACGUAAUCAUAGCCGUUAUCGUUCAUUACGUCGACGUCAAAUGGAAAAUUUAACUAGACGUGCUGAAUGGUUUUUACAACCAACUACAUUACCGGAAAUUCGAUUUACACCGGAAACAUUUAAAAAUUCCACUGAAACUAGUUCAAUGUUCAAUAAUAAUAAUAAUAACAUGCCUCAUCAUAAUCACAAUAAUCAUACACAAACAACAACCACAAUGUCUACCAUGUCUUUAUUAGAAGCACAACAACAACACCAACGGCAACAACAUCAAAUCACUGAUAAUCUAUUCCAACAUACAAAUCGAUUACAAUUAAUGAAUCCACGGAUUUUAUUCACUUAUUCCACUAAUGAUUUACAUCACACUGAUUAUAAUGAGACCAUUGGUCUACCAAGUGAAACAUUAUCAGCUACAGAACCAAUCAGUCCGAAUAAUCUAUGCACUACAAUGACACCGAACUAUGGACAUAGUUAUACAAGUUUAUUGAAUGUUCCCUCCUCUUGUAAUCAGUAUUAUGUAAUCAAACAACCAACGGUCAAUAUGACCACUACACAUACUAGUACUACUACUACAACAGACAAUGCAUUUCUAUCAUCAAAUCUGUCACAAGCAGAGACAAAUAUCUCGACGAAUUCACUCAUGAUGAUGUAUUAUAGAAUGCCGAAACAUUCAUUACCUUAUGAUUAUAGUGAUAUGAAUAGACAAACGAAAUGGAAUCGUACUGAACGUUUACAAUCUAGUAGUUAUGAUAAUUUUUACAGUAUUACUUAUCCAUCACACCAGUUAACUGUUCAACCUUAUGCAAAUGUUGUUCGUGAUAGCAUUGAACAUCGAUCAAGAGAUGCUAAUAAUAGUAAUAAUAAUAAUAAUAGUAGUCAUAAUGAUCAUGACAUAACUCCUGCUAGUGUUUCUAUUUCUAAUACGCUGGACACGAAUACAACAACACUUUCAUUAAGUACUACUACACAAAAUGAGGUAUACGAUAGAGGUAAUGCAUUGUCAUCGAAUUCUUGUUUUGAGGGUAGAAUUUCAAAAUCUGAUAUACGUUGUUCUGAUUGGUCAAUUGAUCAACCAAUCCGUAAUGAGUUAUUAAGUCGACGUCGUAGUACUACUGCACUAAUGACAAUGACGACAUUAGAACCUAAAUAAAAAAGUCAAUUACACACUACACAUAUAUAAAAUAAUUGGCCUGUGAAAAAUAAUUACUUGUACUCACUGAUUUAUUUCGACAGAAAGUGUUUGUCCUUCUACCUACCUAGUCACUGAUAUACUUUAAAUCCACAAUGUAUUGAUAUACUUUCAAAAUUCAAUGUUCAAGGCAUUUUGUUCAACGUUCAAUUGUAUAUAUUUUAUAAAUAUCGGUUUAUAUAUAUAUAUAUAUAUAUCGAAAUGAAUAUAUUUCAGGGGUCCGGGAAAGUAUUGAUUACAUAAACAUUGAAUAUGAAAAUUUUUUGAACUACGAUUUCAGUUCAAUGAAAAAUGAACACAUUAAAACAAAAAAUAUAUACAUAUACAUUGCUGGCAUUUAUUUAUUUGUUUAAAAUUGAAUAUUUUUUUCUGAUAUUUCAAAAUGAGAAACAACUUUAAAUUUGUUUCAAAAUUUUCUUUCUAUUUUUGUUUUAAUGAGUUAAUUUCAAUAAUUUAGGGUGUAUUUUUUUUGAAAAACACAAAAAGAACAUUGACAUUUGAAUGCAUUUUGAUUGGUUGAGCAGUGAUCGUUGCACACACACACACUUUGAGUACGCACACAUAUAUGUAUGCACACAUACUGACAGACACAAAUUCCUUUUUUCGUACUAUUCAUUGAAUUUCAAUGCUUUUUGUGGAAAAAAUUAUUAAUUUUCUCAAUGUGUUGUACAUUUUCUCUGCACAGAAAUAAUCAUCAGUGAAUCAGUGAGAGGUGUUGUGUAAGUAAAUGAGAGUUAGUGCCUGUGUGUGUGUGUGCGCGCAUGUAAGUGCCAUGUGUAAUUUUUUUCUGAUCAUUUACUACUUACUACUUACUACUACUUAAGUGAAUACAAACAUGUGUAGAAUAAUCAAUGACUUACUUGUAAUUUUUGUUUUAAUGGGCAAUAUUUUUUC
Messenger RNA from Schistosoma turkestanicum, 2742 nucleotides. The record is from the annotation of a GenBank genome assembly. NCBI's taxonomy places the organism in Eukaryota, Metazoa, Platyhelminthes, Trematoda, Strigeidida, Schistosomatidae.